UUGUGGCUUGGUGAUCGUGAUCGUGGUCAGUGCUGUGCGCGAACGUACUUGAUAAGAUGUUUCUGAAUUGUUCAGUGAUGAUUCAUACUAUACUAAUGUGCUUUAUUACGAAAACGUGAUUAUAGUGUAAUAUUGGUGGUUUUAAAUCAAUACAUAACAUUCUGUGUGCUAUUCCUUCUACUUCGAAUGACAUAACACCUUUAUAUUCAGGAGUAGACAUACUACGAACAUUGUGAUAUGGCUAGAGUUCUAUUGUACGAGAGAGUAGUAGAUGCUGUAUUCAUACAUGCAAAUCCAUCUUGUGAUACGGAGAUCCAAGAUGGGAUGAAGAUUAAGGAUGAACCCAUUGAUACGCCAUUAAAUACUGACACGAGAAAUGCAUUAAGUAGAAAUUUCUCUAAUUUGAAAAAUGAUACGUCAAAUAGAAAUUGUCCUAAUCUGAUCAAUCACAAUGAAGCAUCAUUACUUGAAAACGAUAUUGCGCCCAAAACCGUAAAAAAUAAAAAGAGUAAACGCAUAUCUAAAAGUCAUUCUGCAUAUGUAGGUGAUGCAGCUAAAACUUUUAAUUUAAAACGUAAAAAAACACUUGUUAAAAUAGAACAAGUACGCGAUGCUUUGUCACAAUCCAAUAAGAAACAAAAACGUUCCAAUGAUUUCCAAAUUUCUAAAAAUAAAAAUAUUAAUUCGUUUACGAAAACAACCAAAAAAUUUAAUACAAGAAGGAAACAACAAAGCAUCAUAUCAGUUUCUAGAACCAAAAAGCAACGCACAACUCAAAGAAAAAAAACUGCUACUGAAUGUAAUAUAUGUUUUAGAACAUUCUCUUCUUUGCGAAACUGUAAAGCUCAUAAACAGUGUUAUAUUGGGAAUUAUCAAUGCAAAAAUUGUAAAAUGCAUUAUAUGACACAUAAGAAAUAUUACUUUCAUACCCUGAAGUGUUUUAAAGAAACGGAAUGUUACAACGUCAAUUGCCGCUCAAAAGUAUAUUGUAACUUUUGCCAUCGUGGUUUUAAAAAGAAGGUACUUCUACAAUCGCACUUGUUUCACUUACAUAGGGAAUUAAUAUAUUCGAAUAACAUAACUAAACAUAAAAAUCCGAAGUCCAAGAAUGAAAAUAUAUUAUUAAAAAAUGACACUUUGAAGACUGAUGCACAUGAAGAAUUACUGUGUCCAAGCAAUCUUAUGAAAUCAAAAAAACGAACUAUUAGUCUCAUAAAUCAUAAAUCUUCGAGCGAUGAUGAUGCGAUGAAAAUCGGGAACUUAAAAACUGAAGAAUCAUUCAGUGAUGGAAUGUCACCUACAAAAAAAUUACGGCAACCAACAUUAACGGAAUAUCUUGAGCUUUGCAAAAGAAAACGUGAUAUUAAUGCCAGUCCAAAUAAAUUUAACAUUAUAAAAGAUGGUUUUUCGUCCACUUUAUUUUACAAAAGGGUAAAUAAUUCUAAAUCAAAUUUUUCAGAAAUAUGUACUGAACAAGUUGAUUCUUUACCUACAAAAUCAAGUAAUUUAGAACAAAUGGUACAUUCUACUUUGGAGAAAGAUAGAAAUCACGAAGUGUCCAAAAAGCCAUUUGUAAAAUUACAUGCAGAUGUUGAAAUGAUGAAAUCUUUUUUGGAAAAACUUCCAAAUAUUAUUAUUGAAGAUAAAAUAACCAAAGAUCAAAGAAAUGACAUUGUUUCAUGUUAUCAAGAAAUGCCGUAUAGCUUACGAUCUCCAAGAGCUAUAUCUUCCGGGAAAUCAAUUUCAAGUUUAAGGAAGAGGCAGAGCAAAGAUGCAUCUAAGAAAUUUCAAUUUAACACAGAAUAUAGUACUAGAACGGAACAUAAUAUGGUUAAUUUAAAUAAAAUAGAUUCCAACUUUUGGAAAACUAUUAUGAUCCGUUUUAAGUGCAAAGAUUGUAGAAUUAUUUUAACAAGAUGCGAUGAGAAGAUAAGAGAAGAUAAUCAUCAUCAAAGUUUUGCAAUUGAAACCACGUUUAAGGAAAACAUCUUUUCUCCUCAAUGUAAUUCUGUAUUGUUUCAAGAAAAUAAUAUACGAAAUGAAAUCGUGCUAAAAAAGUUAGAAGUUUCUCUGGAACGUUUAACAACUGUUCCAGCUAUAGAUAUCACAAAAAUGAAGACAAUAUCAGACAUCGAGAAACACAAUGAUGGUUCCUUUUUGUGUAAAGUUUGUAAGAAGAGUUUCUCUUCAAAAUUAGACAAGCAUAUGCACAUUAAGUCAUCUCAUAUAGCGUAUAUGUCAAGUAUAUGCGACGCACGAUAUAAGCUGAAACAUAAAUUACUUCAACAUUACUUGAGUGAACAUCUAUCUAAACAAAAUCAAUGUUGUGUUUGUUAUAAUGUAUUAUCUAACUAUGUAGAGCUGAAACGACACUUAAGUGUUCACUGUCUGAAGUAUGUUCAGAAAGAAAAUGAUCGAUGUCCAAUAGAUAUUGAGGUAAAAUGCAGUUCGAUAAAAAACAAUUAUAAGUGUCUUCAAUGUAGCACUGCAUUCCUAACACAGACAAGUUUGAUGAUACAUCAAAGCGUUUGCAUACUACAGGAAGAGAUGACUACGGAUCAAAAAGAUGCCAUGAAAAAGAUAAACGCGUGCCCGAAAAUUAUUCUUAAGAUGCAGCGCAGCAAUAAUGUCAAUGGACUAACAGUUAUACGUGAUGAAAAGACUCAUUCUGAUGAUGAAUGCUUAAGUAAGAACUCUGUAGAAAUGACAAAUGAACAUUGUAUAUCGCUAAAUAGUGAAGAAGAUCUAAAAGUUAUUAAGGACUUAAAAAUUAAUGAAAAUAAACAAAACUCUUCUGUUGAUGAUAACUUAAUUACAAAGGAAAUCGGAAUUAUCAACGAAUCACAAAAUUCUGAAAAACUUUUGGAAAAUAGUAAUUCUACAAUUAGUAAUCAAGAUAUCGCAAAUGCACAAUUGGAUGCUAUUAAAUCAAAAAUUAACAUUUAUCCUUGUGAUAUAUGUGGAAAACAAUUUCAUAGUCAUAAAAAUUUGCAGCAACACAUACGCACUUUUAAUUAUACUACUGAUGUUUGUCCGAUAUGUGGGACUGCAUUUAGUUCGAAACGUCUUUUACAAUCGCAUAUUACUGCGGCACAUGUACCGCAGAUCUCAAAAACAUACAAUUUCCAUUGCGUGUUUUGUAAUCAAGGGUUUAUUAAAAAACAUGAACUUCGUCAACAUAUAUUACAUUUGCAUAAUCAACAAAUACUUGACACAUUCACGCAUGAUUUUCGCGCGAAUGAAGAGAUAUUAGAUACUCAAACCGCAAUGUGUAAUGUGUGCAAUUUAGUAUUUGAGACGCAUGACCGUUAUAUGCAACACAAGAUGUACUAUUACAAGAAUCAUACAUUUACAUGCUCGCUCUGUGCACAAGAUUUUCAAGGAAUGUACAUGUUGAAUCAUCAUACCAAACUUACACACUAUUCAGAAGAUAAACGUAAAUCGUACAAUUAUAUUUGCAACAUAUGCAACGAGGGAUUUAAUCACGAGAAGCAUUUUCAUUCGCAUAAUAUGCAUGUCCAUUCGAAUAAAGAGAAUUUGACUGAGAUUGCAGAAGAAUCUGAAGAGAGAAAUCGAUUUGAUCACGCAUCCGAGGACCAAGAAUGUAUUAGAAAUUGUUCUACAAGUAAACAAAAAGAAAUUGAACAAUUCCCUGAUGAAUACACUUGCCAGAUAUGUCAACUAAAAUGUAGAAAUAUUGAUGAUAUGGCAAAGCAUAUCGCAUUUUACUCUAAUGAUGGCGAUUUUAAAUGUGAUAGAUGCAAGAGGCAAUGUAAAACAUUUUAUCUGCUUUAUCAACAUAGAAAGUUAACUCAUACUUGUCGUGAUAUUUAUAAUGGACAUGCGUGCCAUAUUUGUGGCGAAGUUCUAGAAACGGUUAUUUCAUUGAACUGUCACAAGAAACACUUUCAUUCAAAUGAUAUCGUGUGUGAUAACGCACUUGAUCGUAAAAAUUGUGAACAGACAUUAUCUUCGAAUACUGCAAGUAAACUAAUAGAACAUCAACUUAAAUCUAAUAAUGCACAGAACACAACAAAAUGGAGAUAUAACUGCUUGUUCUGUGACAUGAGGUUUUUAUCUGCUAAUGCUAUCCAGACACACAUUCUUCAAACUCAUAUUGAUGAUUUGGCUGCUAAAAACAUUGCUCUAAAGCCUUCACUUUUUACUAUUGAAGACGAUAAUAUUCGGAAACACUCCAUUCAACAAUUUAUUGAAGCUAAUCAAGCUUCAACAUCAGUAGUAACAUCAUCAUCAACAUCAGCAUCAAUAGUAACUACAACAUCAGCAACAACUAAAACAUCAACAGUAGCAUCUACAACAUUGACAUCAGCAACAGCAAUUACAACAUCAGCAUCAAUAGCGGCAACUCUAGUAUCAACUUCUACAGCAAUAACUACAAUAUCAACAUCAACAACAGCGGCAACAUUAGAAGAUAUCUCAACACAAUUUCUUCAAGAUAAAAUUCCGAAUAUUUUAGAUAAAAAAGAGAUAAAAGAUAAAACCAAUAUUGAACCAAAUCAAAUAAAAGCUAUACUAUUGAAAGAUAAUAUAAUUGCGCAGAAAAUUUCUGCGAUGCCAUCUAUUAGUGGAUUUAGGACUGACGUUGCAUCAUCUAUGGCUUUUGCAUUAAGUAAUGAAUUUAAUGGUAAAGUUAUAGUUCCCUUAUCCACUCUUAAAUCAACUAAUGCAUUUCAAGCUUCUGUAAUCCAAUCAACUGUACCACUCCAAACAUUAGUUCUUGUACCACAAGUUUGGAAAAGUAAUGAAACUACAAAUCAGAAAUCUGAACAAAUCCACAGUUACAAUCAUAAUUCUAAUUACACGUGUCCUUUAUGUCCAUUAGAAUAUCCAUCUUUGAUGUUCUUUCAUGCCCAUCUGAGAUAUGCUCAUGCGGAUUCCAUUCAAACCGAUAUGAUUAAUUCACAAUUGAAUCAAUCAACUCAGGACUUUUUGAUAAAAUGUUUAUUAUGCCUAUGUGUAUUUACCGACGAAGAUAAAUAUAAAAAUCAUUUGAAGAAUUCCCAUACUGAUAAUGUAUAUAUGAAUUCUAAGAAUGAAGAAAAAACGGAUGAGAAGAAAAAGAGCACAACUCCUGAAAUUAUUACUGUAGAUGAUGAUGAUGAUGACGAUGUCGAGAAUAGUUUGAAUCAACGUACAGUCGAAACUACAGCCAUACUCGCUCACGAAAAACAGAAUGAAAAAAUUGGUAAAUUGCGAGUGAAGCCUUUCGCGAAGAUUAUGGAAAACUUAUCUAUGAAGUAUGGAUUGAAACAUCUAUAAUCUAAGCAAGUUUCUCAUUCUUCAUAAAAGAUUCUAGAUCUAAUUUUGAUAAUGCAGUUAAUAACAUAGUUAAUUGCAUUAAAUAUUUAUAAGUAAUAGUAAAGUUUCUUGUAUAUAAAUGGAAAGAAGUUGUUUUGGUUACGAUUUGAUGAUUUGUUACAGAAAGACAGCUGAAUGACGAAAAGAAUUAAUUUAUUCUUUAUAACAUACGAUUACGAUCCUUUUUUUUUACAUGGGGAAAAUCUUCGACAAGACCCCUCGACUCCUGAGAGAGAAAGGGGGAGGAGCCGAAGAUAAUGUGGAUUCUCUACCCACGAUAAAUCUUAUGGUAGUCUACUCUGCGCAUAUGUAAGGAGGGCCCAGGAAUCUCAACAAGAUUUUUGGACUCUUCCCGCGCUAGACCAUCCUAAGAGAACGGAUACGAUUCUUAACUAGUAUUUACAUACUGGUUAUAUAGCUAUAUAAAUUUUAUUUUAUAUACGAACGAAUAUGCAUAAUACUAUUAUUAUUAGUUGCUUUUCAUUUGCACUCAAGUGAUACUGAGUCAGUUAUGUGAGUAUUUUAUACUUAGAUAAAAUGUCAAUUAUUCAAUGAGUAAAAGGAACGCGCAAAUGAUAUUGCAGGUUCAUAACCUUACUUUCGUGAGUUUAUUAGACUCACUAAAGCACACAGUCUCGAUCGUGUGCAGAAACUCACUUUCUCAGCAUCAAAAGGAACGUGCAUUCAAAUGAGUUAUGAUGUCAUAGGUGAGAAUUAUUUGAGUUUUGAUGUAAAUGGAAAGCAACUAUUAUAAUAUUAUCAAACUAAAAUGAUAUAAAGCAAAACUUGAAAUUAUUACAUGAAUGCGUAAAAGUAGGAUAUAUUAUUAGACAUGUAUGGAGUUCUUCAAAUUAGAUGUUUACACGUAUCUAUAUCCAUUUACACAUGGGUAAACGACAAUUAUACACAUAUAUAAUUAGAUCUUACAUAUAUAU
Molecule: messenger RNA, 6254 nt
Organism: Cataglyphis hispanica
Lineage: Eukaryota; Metazoa; Arthropoda; Insecta; Hymenoptera; Formicidae
Product: zinc finger protein 91-like
Exons: 3
Coding region: 238-5280 (1680 amino acids)
Cellular component (GO): nucleus
Source: RefSeq, a predicted model, not a curated record